UGAUAUUUAUAAAAUAUAAUACGAAAUUGAUGUUGAAAUUAGGUAUUUAAGUAAACGAACAACUGAUUACAUGACAAAUGAAAUCUGUCGAACCACCGUUUUGCGUCGGUGGAACAAGAGAGUGCCACUAAGGUUUCCCUUCUGGAAAGCAAAAUCUGAGGCAUUUAUUCAUAUCUCCUUGUGGGACCUGCAUCUGAGAGUCAGCAUGGAGUUGAAACAGGAGGUGAUGGAUAUUCUUGAGAAGGUGUGGACCAAGCUGCAGGGACUCCCACAAGCCAGUCCUCUGGAGCUGGGAGCCUUCUUUGUGCUUCUCCUGUUUGUUGCUACAGUUCUCUUCAUGGUCAUGCUGUCCUGUAUCCACUGCUGCUGCUGUGGAAAGCCUAAAUACCAAGCCUCCAGAGUAGAGCCUCUACAUCCUGUCUGAAGUUGAGACAGAGAAAAGACUCCACUUGUAAAUACAACCUCCAUCUUGCUUCCAUCCUGAUACAACACCUUUAUUCACAGUUAUAAAUCGGGGAAAUACUCCUUUUCAGAGUUGUUCGUUUUUUGGAGAAAAUCAACAAAGGUGAUUUAUCAAGGGACGGAUGGGGACAUAUUUCCAUGAUAUUUCCAGCACUGGGAUGAAGACUGGAUCCACAUCCAGAGGACCACGCUACUGGUAUCCAUUUAAAUCAGCAGAGUAGCAUGACUCAUCAAGAUUCAUUACAGACCAGGACAAUAAAACACUGUAUGGCAGCCUUUUCCAACAACAAAAACCUUACAGUGGAGCAAAGAAUGAAAAGAUUCAAAAAAAAUUUUAAAGGCUGUUUUGUGCUUGAAUGUCACAGUGACUCCGAUAUUACAAAUGAACUGGUUUGGAAUUCUGUUGGUAUUCAUCUGGAAUGUGAAAAGCAACAUGGAAAAUGUACAGACAUUCCAGCAUGUGUAUUUGUAGUUGCAUGUUUUCAGCAGAACCUUGCUGGUGUAAAAAGACAGAGCACCCUCUGCUGGCCAAGUGAAGAGAAUAUUUUUUUGUAAAUUGUGCCAAUAAAAAAUGUGAGCGGUUACAAAUGUAUUGUUAUAUUUUUGUUUGUUUGUCUUUUUCACUAUGAUAAUACAAUGUUACAUUUGUGUUUGUAACUGAAAUGCAAUAAAUGUUCAACAAAACACUGUAA
Messenger RNA from Micropterus dolomieu (smallmouth bass), 1154 nucleotides. It is a transcript of the gene smim5, whose product is annotated as small integral membrane protein 5. NCBI's taxonomy places the organism in Eukaryota, Metazoa, Chordata, Actinopteri, Centrarchiformes, Centrarchidae. The transcript is spliced from 3 exons. The record is from RefSeq and is a predicted model, not a curated record. The coding region runs from base 71 to 424 and encodes 117 amino acids.